AUGGCACCAUCGAAGAAAAAUAGGAGACGACUUGCGCCCAAAAGUCAAAAUUCAAAUACUACUAUCGCGAAAGGCGAGGAGAGAGAAUCCGCAGUCAAAGCGCAUAGAGAUGAAUUCAAAGAGCAGGGUGAUGCCAAGGAUAAAACUCAAACACCUCAAAAAGAUUUCAUGUGCGAGCAAGGGAGUUACUUCAAGGAUUGUGAAGGAUACGAAGAGACAGAUGAAGAUGUCGAAGAAGUACCGACACCCGCAAAAAGAAGUACAGGAGUCAGCCAUCAAACGCCAUACGCGAUCACCGAAAAGGAGAUCAGAAAGCCACACAAAGAAUCUGCAAGCAGCACUACAACACGGACGCGAAAGGAUCCGGUAUUCACAAAGUUUAUAAAUUUCAGUGACAAAAACCAAUCAGUAACCAUCGGUUCAGAACACUGGCGGUCUCGACUUGAGCAAUGGAAAGAUGAUCUCCAAGAUGAAGGUCUAAUUGGUGUUGUAUGGGACGAACGUACUGAACCUUGGAAAUACCAAAAGCGCUCGAAAGAGAGUAAGCAAAUGGCUGCAGAUAUCUGCGACUUCGAGACUCCAUCAGAAAAAGCUGGCCUGGUUCUCCACUGCCCUGUCGAACAUAAGGAAGACGAGCAGCGGGACAAUUUCACACCCCUUCACUGCCCAUCUGAGGACCAGGAAGAUGGGAGCCCAGAAAAAGAAAUUGUCAAGAUAUAUAUCGGCCCUGAAAGAUUCGUGAUCCGAGUUUAUAAGAAGAUUCUGUGCGAGAAGAUUUCAUACUUCAAAAACUUCUUUAGUGGAACAUCCCAAGAAGCAGCAUCGAAUUCCGUCACAUUCCCCAGUGGCAGCUUCGAGGCUUUUCAUGAUUUGAUGUGGUGGGCGUCUAAUGGGCAUUUGCCUCCAUGGUCGAUUUAUCCUGAUGGCAAAGAAAUGGUCGUUCUGAUCCAAACGGGGUUCAAUUGGGGUGGGCUCUAUUUGCUGGCGAGCAGAUUGCGUGUGGAAAAUUUGAUGAAUCUCAUAACAGAUUAUGUCGUGAGAUUUCUGGAAUUAAACCGAGCCAUACUGACGACGGAAGACAUCGCUGGUAUCUAUGAGCAUACCCCAAAGAAUUGCGGUUUAAGAAGGCUAGCCUGCUAUAGCUUCAACUAUGACCUAGAUCGUUGUCUUCCAGAGCUUUGGCCACGGUACUGUGACAUGGCAAAAAGCAUCGAUGGCUUGGAAGACGACUCUGUUGAUCUCAGGGAAGGAUUACAUGGAGAAAUAGUGACCUUCACGGACAUAUGGGACUUGCCACCAUGCCAAUUUCAUGACCACCUUAAUGGAGAAAUCUGUAACCAAAAGAAGUUGAAAGACCGGGAAGUAGGUAUAAGACGUCCUGAAAUGAUUCGCUAA
Messenger RNA from Botrytis porri, 1395 nucleotides. RefSeq lists its product as uncharacterized. Lineage: Eukaryota; Fungi; Ascomycota; Leotiomycetes; Helotiales; Sclerotiniaceae. The transcript has 2 exons. Bases 1 to 1395 code for a protein of 464 amino acids. The record is from RefSeq and is a predicted model, not a curated record.